CUAGAUAAAGGAAUGUUGAUUACUGUAAUGAUUCCAACCAGGAUGAUAAUAUGCUAUAGGUAUGUGGAGGUAGUAUCUAUCCAUGGCAAAAAUAUAUUAACCAUGUUCGUGAAGAAACCUUUCACGCCUUUUUUGCCAUUUUUGUUCGCUGUGUUAGUUAUCCUGGUACAAAACAUCCCUGAAGGAACUAGUAGCGCUAUCAGUAAUGCAGCAGUAGUUGAGUCAGAUUCAGGCCAAUCCCUUGAAGGUUCCUUAGAUAUUUCUACCGGUUCAUCAGAGACCUCAACCACUGCUGAAGAUCCUAACUGUAUUGAAGAAGAUAUUGAAACUUCUGAUGGUGAUUCUGACACAACACCUGAACUGGAACCUUCUGGUCACGUUGCAGGAGGUGCAGAUGUAUCUAUCGGGGUUUCAGAAUCAGGAGCAUUAUCUGAGACUAGUAGUCCAGGCUCAUCAUUUGAUGGGUCUGGAUCUCUGAUUGGUUCAAGUGGAGAUGAUAGUGACAAUGUGACAGAAUUAUCAGAAGAGCCAGUAUCAAAGGAAACAUCUGUUGUGAUUAAAGAUUCUUCCGGAGAAACUACCGAAAGUAGUAGUUCGCUAUCUUCACCUGGAGACGAUAGUGGAAAUGCGAUAGGAUCAGUCUCAGGGGGCACAUCAAACAGUGGUAGUGAAAUCACUGGUGACUCCGGAUUAUCCGGAGGCGACUCUCCAAAUAUUGAUGGUUUUAUUGGAACUGCUGAUGGUUCAUCUGAUAUCAGUGAUAUUCGGGAAGGCAUAACAAGUGAUACUGGAGGAAGCAUCACACGUGAUGCUGAAGGUAGCAUAACAGGUAAUGCUGGAGGCAGCAUAACAGGUGAUGCUGGAGGAAGCAUAACAGGUAAUGCUGGAGGAAGCAUAACAGGUAAUGCUGGAGGAAGCAUAACAGGUAAUGCUGGAGGAAGCAUAACAGGUAAUACUGGAGAGAGUAUAAACGGAGAUAUUGGUGGUGGUGAUGGUGGAAGUAGCCCAACAAAUCUGGAUUUGGAAGGAUUAAUCGAGAGUAUCAUUGAGAGUCCAAUUGGGACAAGUGAAGCUGAUGGUUCAAAUGGAUCAACCGGAAACUCUGGUAGUGGAAUCUGGAACAUUCUGACUGGAAAUGCUGGUGGGACUAUCACAGGACAAUCUGCUGUUGGUAGCAAUAGCUCCAGUAGCACAGCACUCCAAGAUAUUGUUAGCGAAAUUGGACGCAUCAUUGCCAGUUACAGUGGUACAGGUUUUAGUAAUUUAACGAAUGAAAAUAUACCGAUCAUCAUUGAUAGUAUCAUCAAAGGUUUUCUUGAAGGAUCUUUAGAUUUUGGAGGUGGAAUCACUGGUGAUGGAAGUGCUAACACUUCGCUUGAAGUGAAUUCAGUAUCGGAUCUGAUCACAAUUCUUCAAAAAUACGACCUCAUAACAUUCCUGAGGAAAAUAGCACAAUAUCUAGGACAAUGGCAGAUCACUAUAAAUGACACCAAAUAUGGGAUUCUGAACAUGAUGACAAUGCCGCAGGAGAAACUCUAUGGACUUAUCCAGUAUCUGAUAUUUCAAAUUAAAUACUUCAUCGACUCCAUUAUCCAAUCAAUUUUGGGCCAUAAUAUUAUAAGCGACACGAUAAUGGGAUUCGGGAACAAGACCUUGGACUGCGUCGUGAGUUCUGCAGUAGAUCUUCCGGCCGUGGUUGGAAACGAGUUGGUGGAAUGCGUAACAGGUAGAGUCAAUGAAGUCAUCCAGUUGGUAUCCGAUGCUGCUUUAGAGAUCAGAAGUUCUCUCAUCCUGCUGAGGCAUGUCGUCGACAGUAUCGUGGGUUGUCCAGGAUCUUUCUGCAUGGGCCAAUCGACAGCCACAGCAUUGUUUGAUGGAACCAAUUUGAUAGUCAAUAUCAUUGGAACCAUCAUACACUUUGCAUCAUUCGCAUCGACCCUAGCUGUACAAUUACCAGGAUGUUUUGUUGGUUCUGUUACCAUAACACCUGGCCAAGAAAUUGCUUCAACGCUUGGACGGUUUGGAAUGUGCAUGAUUUCUUGAUGUGAAAAAGUUUGGGAAUACCACAGUCCCUUGAGGAAAUUGAAAUAAACUAUUU
Molecule: messenger RNA, 2098 nt
Organism: Phaedon cochleariae (mustard beetle)
Lineage: Eukaryota; Metazoa; Arthropoda; Insecta; Coleoptera; Chrysomelidae
Source: the annotation of a GenBank genome assembly